AACUUCCUCUAAUUAGAAGCGCUGCGAACGCAAAACUAGCCUGUGCAGGCUACGCUGUGGGAGCCUUCGUUCUGCAGCAAUACCUCUCUGGAGAAACCCACUGAUUGAAGUAAACUGUUUUUAUUUAAGAAACAUAAAGUGAAACUUUAGAAGAAGAUUGAAUCAUCAUGCAAUUGAUCUUUUGAACUAAGUAUCAUUUCGCACUGCUUCUUGCGCCACACUGAAACAACCCGGAAAAAACAGAUUGUUUGCCAGAAAAAAAAAAAAGAUGGCGAAUUGGAGGAGGAUUUUUCUGAAGAGGACAGCAGGGAUCCAGUGCCAGACGACAUGAAAGCAGAGCUCCACGAUCAUCAACUGUUAAUGGCUGCAGUUAAACCUUUCCACAAACACCACAGGAAGGAAGACGAUCAGCUAGCUGAAGCAGAGGAUAAUGACGAAGAGACUCAAUUUGAAAGAAAACACCAAAUAAUUAGGAAAAAUGACAUGUUCUUCCAUUUUCUCAUUCUCUGCUUUGCUCUGGGAUCAGCUUUGGUCGCACACAAUGACAUUUUUGUAGCAGCUGGUCUUGGUUUGCUUUCAUUUUCUUUAAUAGAAAUUGUUGGAUUGUACUUUAAUUUAGUCGGUCGAAUUCGAAUUGUCUUUGAGUAUUUCCUUCCACUGUUUGAAAGACUCAGAAUGCCUGUGCCGGGUAAGAGAUCAGCUGUCUUCAUCAUAGUUUAUAGUUUCACUAGACUCUUCAGUGGUGAAAUGAGUUUCUAACACACUGCACUACAGCAUACUGAUCAAUUACAUUUUUGCACAUACUGUAGAGGGAUAGAACUGUUUCUAAUCUCUUUGUUUUUUUCCCCCCAAAGUAGCUUUGGCUAAGGAGGAUUAAGAAUCACCUGCCGACAGCUCAACACCUUAAAAAUGUGGAUGCUUGUUUAGCAGAAGGGACUAUCAGCAGUGGGGGUUUCACUGUGUAAUGAACUUGCUGUGUUUUUUGUUUGUUUCCCUGUUUUAGUUUUAUACUGUGGGUGCUGCUCUUAUUUCACAGUCAGAUAAUUCAGGGUUAGGCUACUC
This is a messenger RNA of Polyodon spathula (Mississippi paddlefish), 1062 nucleotides long. RefSeq names its product transmembrane protein 40-like. The coding region runs from base 328 to 759 and encodes 143 amino acids. The transcript has 7 exons. The record is from RefSeq and is a predicted model, not a curated record. NCBI's taxonomy places the organism in Eukaryota, Metazoa, Chordata, Actinopteri, Acipenseriformes, Polyodontidae.